UCCUUUGAUCAUUCUACUACCCAAUUGGUAUUCCGCCGAUUGGCGCACCUAUUGUCCGUUCUUCCUGCGUUGCAGAUUGAAUUUUCUUGUGAUAUUUGUGCACAGAGGUUGAAUCUUUAGCUUGUAAUGAAGAAGUCAAUCCUUCCUGUGAAAAAUGAGAAGGGUUCUGGAACUAAAAUUCUUGCAAAAGAAGAUUUACAGAAGCUUCUAAAACAUUAUUUUGGCUACUCUGAGUUCAGGGGAAAACAGUUGCAGGCCAUUAAUGCGGUUUUGUCAGGAAGGGACUGUUUCUGUCUCAUGCCAACUGGAGGAGGAAAAUCUAUGUGCUAUCAGAUUCCAGCAGUAGCAAAACUGGGCAUUGUGCUUGUGAUCUCUCCCUUGAUUGCACUGAUGGAAAACCAGGUUGAAACCUUGAGGAAGAAAGGAAUUCCUGCUGAGUUUCUCUCCUCUACACAGGCUGUGCAUGUUAAACAGAAGAUCCAUGAGGACCUAAAUUCUGGAAAGCCUUCUCUUAGAUUGUUGUAUGUGACUCCAGAGUUGGUGGCAACUGUUAGUUUCAUGGCCAAGCUAACAAAGCUUUAUGAUAGAGGGCUCUUGAGUCUCUUUGCAGUAGAUGAGGCUCAUUGCAUUUCAUCAUGGGGCCAUGAUUUCAGGCCCAGCUUUCGCAAAUUAUCUUCUUUAAGGAGCCAUUUUCCAGGUGUUCCUAUAUUAGCUCUGACAGCCACAGCUGUUCCUAAAGUUCAGAAAGAUGUGAUAAGUUCCUUGUGCCUUCAUCAACCAUUAGUCCUAAGUGCUUCAUUCAAUCGUCCUAAUAUAUAUUAUGAAGUUCGUUACAAAGAUCUUUUGAAAGAUACCUAUGCUGAUUUGUUAAAUCUACUAAAAUCUAGUGGAAAUGUUUGCUCGAUUGUUUAUUGUCAUGAGCGUUCCACUUGUGAUGAUUUAUCAUCUCACCUAUCAAAGCAUGGUAUCUCAUCAGCAGUUUACCAUGCUGGUUUGAGUAGCAAAUUGCGGUCUACUGUGUUGGAUGACUGGCUAUCUUCCAAAAUUGAGGUUGUUGUUGCAACAGUAGCUUUCGGGAUGGGUAUAGAUAGAAAGGAUGUUCGCAUUGUUUGUCACUUCAAUAUACCAAAAUCAAUGGAAGCCUUUUACCAAGAGUCUGGAAGAGCUGGCCGUGAUCAGUCGUCUUCGAGGAGUAUUUUAUACUAUGGAUUGGAUGAUUGCAAAAGAAUGGAAUUCAUUCUGAGUAAUGCUAUUGGGAAAAAUAAUGAAUGUUCAUCUUCCUCAAAUGGCUUGUCAGAGAAGUCCCUUGCUGCAUUCAAUCAGAUGGUGGAAUACUGUGAAGGUUCUGGUUGCCGGAGAAAAAAGAUUCUUGAAAGUUUUGGUGAACAGAUAUCAACAUCAUUAUGCCAAAAAACAUGUGAUUCGUGCAAACAUCCGAACCUAGUAGUGCAGAAGUUGGAGGAUCUUCAGCGCAUACAUUAUUCUCACAAAAAGGCCAGGCUCUUUCCUAUUUUCAUUAAAAGCACAACCUAUGGCACUUCAGAAGGUCAGAGCACAGAAUUCUGGAAUCGAGAAAAUGAGGAUAGUUACUUGGGUGAAGAAAUAUCAAAUUCUGAAGAUGAAGCAGAUGAUGCUAGCAAUAUGACCAGAUCAAAGAUGCCAACAGAUGCAGCACUAGAUGAAAAAUUCAAGAUAUUGCAGCAUGCAGAAGAGCUUUAUUUUCGGAGUAAAGGUCCAAGCAAGCAGGGUAGCAGCGACAAAAAGACCAUUACUGACACAUUGAGAAAAGAAAGCACAAAAAGGUUUUUGAAUGCUCUGAAGCAGACCAAGGAACGGCUCAGAAAGCUACCAAUAGACUGUGAGGCUUCUGCUGCGUUCCUUGAAAUGGAAUGUUUUAAGAAGUACGAGAAGGUUGGGAAAACAUUUUACAUUUCACAAGUUGCUGCCACAGUCAGGUGGUUGUCAAAUUCCAGCUUUGAGCAGAUAUAUGACAGGCUUAGUGAUGAAUCUACCCAGACUAGCUCCAGUUAUGGACAGGAUGAUCUUCCAAGUGGUACUGAUUCAGCUUUGCUUCAGGAUGGGAUUACUACAGAUGCUGUGCAUAAAGAAAACCAGCUUAAUAGUAAUGCCCUAGUAGAAAAUUUUAAUUGUUCAUUAGAGAUGAAGAAUCCUAGCGAAAAGAUUGAUCUUCUUCCGAUCCCAUCCUUCUCGGAAUUUGUCAACGGAAAGGGGAGGGCACAGUCUUCUGGUUCUUCAAAUAUCACAACUUCAGAAUCUAGGAAGCACAUGGGCAAGAAUCCGGAGAAGAGGAUACGAUUGAAGUAAAUCUGCUUAACCGAUCCCUCUCAGCUAGAUGUUACCUAGUUCAUUUGUCUUUUAAUGCUAAUGUUGUCAAACUACGUGAACCGGCAAUAUGUUGUUUAAGGGGUAGACAUCAAUGUUUUGAUCCAUGUUCUGGAGAGUUUUUUGAUGGCUGUAGAAGAUAGCUGCUAAUGGACCCUAUAAAAGGCAUCGCAUGUGUCUGUGGCAAACAAAGAUUUUGGGCUUGCAAAUUUCAAGCACUUGAUUAAACAUCGUCCUUCUUUGUGA
Messenger RNA from Musa acuminata subsp. malaccensis (wild Malaysian banana), 2589 nucleotides. Its product is annotated as ATP-dependent DNA helicase Q-like 3. Gene Ontology annotation, molecular function: ATP binding; 3'-5' DNA helicase activity; nucleic acid binding. Gene Ontology annotation, biological process: double-strand break repair via homologous recombination. Gene Ontology annotation, cellular component: chromosome; cytoplasm. The record is from RefSeq and is a predicted model, not a curated record. Lineage: Eukaryota; Viridiplantae; Streptophyta; Magnoliopsida; Zingiberales; Musaceae.